Papilio machaon (common yellow swallowtail) is the source of this 366-nucleotide messenger RNA. RefSeq names its product general odorant-binding protein 19a-like. The coding region runs from base 1 to 366 and encodes 121 amino acids. Gene Ontology annotation, cellular component: extracellular region. The transcript is spliced from 4 exons. Gene Ontology annotation, molecular function: dibutyl phthalate binding; odorant binding. NCBI's taxonomy places the organism in Eukaryota, Metazoa, Arthropoda, Insecta, Lepidoptera, Papilionidae. Gene Ontology annotation, biological process: sensory perception of smell; olfactory behavior. The record is from RefSeq and is a predicted model, not a curated record.
AUGACCAGAGAACAAUUAAAGAAGACAUUAACUAUUAUGAAAAAUCAAUGUAUGUCGAAACAUAGUGUUACGAAUGAGAAAGUCGGUAAAAUAGAACAAGGUGUAUUUAUACCAGAACACAACGUUAUGUGUUAUAUAGCUUGUGUUUAUAAAUUAACUCAAGUGGUAAAGAACGAUAGAUUAAACAAAGAGUCGAUUACUAAACAAAUAGACAUUUUGUAUCCUCAAGAGCUCAAAGAGUCUGUAAAAAGAAACGUUGUUAAUUGCGUGGAAAUUCAAUACAAAUACGACGAUCCUUGCGAGGGCAUAUUCUACUCUACAAAAUGUCUGUAUGAAGCUGAUCCACCGAAUUUUAUAUUUCCAUGA